Molecule: messenger RNA, 731 nt
Organism: Arabidopsis thaliana (thale cress)
Lineage: Eukaryota; Viridiplantae; Streptophyta; Magnoliopsida; Brassicales; Brassicaceae
Gene: PSK3
Product: PHYTOSULFOKINE 3 PRECURSOR
Exons: 3
Coding region: 245-490 (81 amino acids)
Biological process (GO): cell population proliferation; signal transduction
Cellular component (GO): extracellular region
Molecular function (GO): growth factor activity
Source: RefSeq, marked reviewed
AUUUGAUAUUUGUUAAUGUACCAUAUUAGUUUGAGCUAAUGUAGUCUAUUAUCUAUUAGCUGGAUUCAAGUUAAAUUUGACAUAUUGAUGUGAACAAAGAAAACAAAAACUUGACCAAACUAAGAAUUUUUUUUAGAUAAUAAUUAAAAAAUGGAAUCUCAGAUCGACUCUGUGUAUUUAUAUUCAGUAUCUGUCUAUCACAAACUUCUCACUUUUUUUCUCUCUCUCUCUCUCAACCAAGAACAUGAAGCAAAGCUUGUGCCUGGCAGUUCUCUUCCUCAUUUUAUCAACAAGUUCAUCUGCAAUUCGAAGAGGAAAAGAAGAUCAAGAGAUAAAUCCAUUAGUUUCAGCUACAUCAGUGGAAGAGGACUCAGUUAAUAAAUUGAUGGGGAUGGAAUAUUGUGGAGAAGGAGAUGAAGAAUGUUUGAGGAGAAGGAUGAUGACGGAAUCUCACUUAGACUAUAUUUACACACAGCACCAUAAGCAUUGACAUUAAUUGUUAUCAUUUUGAUUAAUUUGCAUACAUAUAUGUAUGUGUAUGUUUUGCCCCCAAAAAAAAAGUGUAUGUUUUGUGUUGAUGUUACUUAGAUAUAUUUGUAUUGUAUAUGAGUCCUAUGUGACAAAACAGCUCCAAGAAACCAAUAUUUUUGUUUUUAAUUAGAGAAAAAAUGUUGAUUGAAUAAAUCUUUCAAACUUGUUAAGAAUGUGCAAAUACUAGUGUAUCAAACGUA